AUGACUUUAACUUCAAAUGUGGAAGUUGAAGUUUAUAUGGAGGAUUUGAAUGUAACAGAUGAUGAGUCUGAUGGAGAAGAAUAUGUUGCUUCUACAAUGGACAAGACAAUAUGGGAUCCUUUUUUGAAUGAUUUGGUACAGAGAGAAGUGGAAUGGUCUGGCAUAUCAUCUGAUGAUGCUGAAUGGACCUUUUCAAAUGAAGAAACUGACAAAGGAGAUAAUAUAGGUCAGAUAUUUGGGGACCAAUAUCUUGUACACAACCCUAGGAUACCUUGGAAAAAAAUGGAACCACACUUGGGGGAAAAAUACGAAAGCCCAGAACAGUUCAAGCUUUGUCUAACAAAUUAUGCGGUGGCUAAUGGAUACCAAUUGAGGUUUACCAAGUGUGAUCGUUCUAGGAUAUUAGUACGAUGCGGAAAAAAAAGUGACGAGAAUAAGUUUCCAUUUAGAUGUUGGGCAUCUUGGAUGGGGAAUGAACUAACUUGGCAAGUGAAAUCUUUGGAAAAGAAACAUGUUUGUGCACGAAAAUACAGCCUCGGUUCAUUGAUAACUCCGAGUUGGAUUGCUAACCAUUAUCUUAAUGACCUAAUUCGCAACCCCAAAAUGAAAUUCAAAGAAAUGAAAGCUGAUUUUUUACAGAAUUAUUCUUUAAAGCUUAGCAGAGGUCAGUGUGAAAGGACAAGGGCAUUAGCAUUUACACUAAUUGAUGGCAAGUUGACUGAUCACUAUGCUAGGAUAUGGGAUUAUGGUGAUGAAGUUUUGAGAUCAAACCCAAGAAGCACUGUUGAAAUUGGAGUCGAUGUCAAUCCGGAUGCAAAAUAUUUCAAAAGAAUCUACAUUUGUUUGAAGGCUUUAAAAGAAGGAUGGUUGAAAGGUUGUCGUAAGGUGAUUGAUUUAGAUGGAUGUUUCUUGAAAGGGAAAGUUAAAGGGGAGUUGAUAGUUGCCAUUGGUCGAGACAGAAACAACCAAAUUUACCCCAUUGCAUGGGCGGUUGUGAAUGUAGAAAAUAAAGAUAAUUGGAAGUGGCUCAUUGAGUUACUACAAUCAGAUAUUGAAACAGUUGAAGAAAACGGGGUUACUUUAAUAUCAGAUCAACAUAAGGGUCUACUAGAAGCCGUGAAGGAGGUGAUGCCACAUGCUAAGCACCGGCAAUGUGCCCGUCAUAUUUGUGCCAAUGUCUACAAACGUUUCAGUGGAGAGAUUUAUAAAACCUUGUUUUGGGAAGUUGCAAUGUCCACAACAGAUCAACAGUUCAAAAACAAUAUGGAAAAGAUGAAAGAGUUGAACAAUGAUGCAUAUGAUGAUCUCGUGAAAAGAAAUCCUAAAACAUGGUGUAGGGCCUAUUUUGCAACAGAUAGGGCAUGCGAGGCUGUAGAAAAUGGAGUAUCUGAGUCAUUUAACUCUGCAAUCGUUGGUGCUAGGGGGAAACCGUUGAUAACCAUGUUAGAAGAGAUUAGACUUCAUGUGAUGGAGAGGUUUGAUGCAAUGAAAAGGAGUACAAAUUCAUGGAAAACUGUUGUUGCUCCAAAGAUACUUAUAAAGAUGAAAAAAUGGCACAAAAACAUGAGGAAUUGGAUGGUUAUCCCUAGUGGCCUCUAUUGGAGGUUAGAAAUGGUUAUGAAGGAUAUAUGGUAG
Lactuca saligna is the source of this 1635-nucleotide messenger RNA. The record is from the annotation of a GenBank genome assembly. NCBI's taxonomy places the organism in Eukaryota, Viridiplantae, Streptophyta, Magnoliopsida, Asterales, Asteraceae.